Anguilla anguilla (European eel) is the source of this 2304-nucleotide messenger RNA. It is a transcript of the gene ppil4, whose product is annotated as peptidylprolyl isomerase (cyclophilin)-like 4. Gene Ontology annotation, molecular function: RNA binding; peptidyl-prolyl cis-trans isomerase activity. Lineage: Eukaryota; Metazoa; Chordata; Actinopteri; Anguilliformes; Anguillidae. Gene Ontology annotation, cellular component: nucleus. Bases 68 to 1483 code for a protein of 471 amino acids. Gene Ontology annotation, biological process: protein peptidyl-prolyl isomerization. The record is from RefSeq and is a predicted model, not a curated record. The transcript has 13 exons.
UGGCACCUGUGUGUCGCCUACGAAUGACAUCAUCUUCAAGUUCGGCCAUUUGGCGUUUGAGGCAAUAAUGGCUGUAUUAUUAGAAACGACAUUAGGGGAUAUCGUUAUAGAUUUGUAUACUGAAGAAAGGCCAAAAACUUCUCUGAACUUUCUGAAGUUAUGCAAAAUCAAAUUUUACAACUACUGCCUCAUUCACAAUGUUCAGAGAGACUUCAUCAUACAGACUGGAGACCCUACUGGGACUGGCCGGGGAGGGGAAUCAGUAUUCAGCGUACUGUACGGAGAUCAGGCGCGCUUUUUCGAUGCUGAGAAAGUACCCAGGAUCAAACACAGGAAAAAGGGAACGGUCUCCAUGGUGAACAAUGGCAGUGACCAACACGGGUCUCAGUUCCUUAUUACCACAGGGGAGAAUCUGGACUACCUGGAUGGGGUUCACACUGUGUUUGGAGAAGUAUCAGAAGGAAUGGAUGUCCUGGCCAAGAUCAAUGAGGCAUUUGUGGACAAGGACUUCAUCCCUUUCCAGGACAUCAGAAUUAACCACACAGUGAUCCUGGAUGACCCCUUUGAUGAUCCAGCUAAUCUACCAGUUCCAGAUCGUUCUCCUGAACCAACCAAGGAGCAGUUGGAUAGUGGCCGGAUUGGAGCGGAUGAAGCUAUAGACGACGGCAAGGGGAAGGCUGAGGAGGAAAUCGAUGAGCUUCUGAAGGAGAAGGAGGCGAAGACUCAGGCCAUUCUGCUGGAGAUGGUGGGUGACCUGCCCGAUGCAGAAGUGAAGCCUCCUGAGAAUGUUCUCUUUGUGUGCAAACUCAAUCCAGUCACCACAGACGAAGACCUGGAGAUCAUCUUCUCUCGUUUUGGCACCAUCAAGAGUUGUGAGAUAAUCAGAGACUGGAAAUCUGGAGAUUCACUUUGUUAUGCUUUUAUUGAGUUUGAAAAGGAAGAGGACUGUGAAAAGGCCUACUUCAAAAUGGAUAACGUGCUGAUUGAUGACAGAAGGAUACAUGUGGAUUUCAGCCAAUCUGUGUCCAAAAUUAAAUGGAAAGGCAAAGGUGGGAAGUACACCAAGGACGACUUCAAGGCCUAUGAGAAAGAUGCGGAAAACCGAACCAAACUAGCUCUCAAAGACAAAUUAAAACCCAGUCAAGAAUCCAAGUAUGACCUCGUUUUAGAAGAAGAGGAAGAAGCAGCGAGCCAUCGGCAUUCUGGGAAAAAGCACAAAGAGAAGAAGCGGCAUUAUUCUAGCGAUGAGGACAGCAGAAAAUCAAAGAAAUCCAAGGAUGGCGAUAAGAGCCGGUAUGAUAGGAAAGUGGAUCGACCCCGGUCCCGGUCGCGAUCCCGGUCCCGCGACAGGGCCAGGGACAAGCACCAGCACCAGCACGGUAAGCCCCGGGACCGGCAGCACCAGGAGCACAGCCGGAGAGACCGCAGCCGCAGUCACAGCCCCAGGAAGGCCAAGGACAAAGACCGCAGCCGGCACCGGUGACCCAAACGUCCCGUCCGUCCGUCCGUCUGUCGCCGUCCCUGGGGGAGCCGCCUCGGAGUCCGCCUGUCUCUCGGAGGCCACCUCGGCUCGUCUCCAUGGACACCGAGCCACCCACGUCGACCGUCGCCCGUUCAAGCCCUGCCGUUAAAUCUUUCUACGUGCUCACAAGCUUCCCCCUGUUGUCAAGCGUGCGCUCACGGUGCCCAGACUAAAAAGAAAAGCAUUUCCACCGAAAGGGAGGACUGGGUACCAUCUGUAUUUUAAUAUUUAAACGCCGCGGACUUCGCCGUGCUGUGGUGAUUCAUUUUUUCCUGCUACCCCUAUUGCUUUCAGCUUUUGUUUUCUGUGUGCAGUGACCUUUUGCUUUUUGUCUGCCCGUUUCUGUUUCACAGGUGACUCGCUCCUUAUCAUAAAAUCCGCUUUGCAUUUUUAUUGGCCUCUAGCUGUGGCUGCCCCUCCCUGCGUCGCCCCCGUGCCGUCUGCUUGCUUUCAUGUUGGAAGCAUUUCGUUCCGGGUUCUGUUGCGGCAAAGUUAUUUACGGGAUGUAUCCCUAGCAUGAUAAAAAAAAAAUCUUGAGAUCGUAUUUGCCGCAGAGCAAAAAAUAGGGGUGAAAAGAUUAGAUUGUGAGUAACUGAGCAUUGUGCUAUGCGUCUAGCACAUUGUGAAGGACCGGAUUCCACAGUCGACCACAUGUACGUUAUAUUGCCCUCUUGUUUCAGCUUGUACAUUGCUCUUGUUACGUACUAACGGGGAAAUUGAUGAUCUUUUAUAUGAUUGCUUUUUGUACAAUAAACACAGUGGGUGCGGGGGAAGAUAAAUGA